Messenger RNA from Colletotrichum spaethianum, 1827 nucleotides. RefSeq lists its product as uncharacterized. The record is from RefSeq and is a predicted model, not a curated record. NCBI's taxonomy places the organism in Eukaryota, Fungi, Ascomycota, Sordariomycetes, Glomerellales, Glomerellaceae. The transcript is spliced from 3 exons. The coding region runs from base 1 to 1827 and encodes 608 amino acids.
AUGGCUGGCUUGUGGCGACGAAACAGCCCUUGGUUAGCCAUCUUUGCUGCUGGCAAGUCGGAAGAAGCUCCUGAACUAAUAAGGCUCGAUGUCGAUGACGCGGCAAUCGAGCCAGACGAUGGGGAUGCAAUGGACAUAGCACCGACCAUUGAGCUUAUCAACACUAUCGUGGCGGUAGCUGAAACAAAGCAGCAAACGAGUUUGGUUCUGGGGACUCGCAGCGGCCAUCUGAUAACAGUUCAGCUCAGCGGCGCUGCCCCCUUUCACCGACGUAUCUUUAGGGAAAGGCUUGGCACGGUUGCGCUUGAGGUUCUUCCUGUCGAUGCGCCAUUUCUCCCAAACUCGGUGUUGAUCUGCUGCAACGACACUCUGCUUCUGCUGAGAGACUUCGAGGCCAGGCGGCCAGGCCAGUUCGCCACCAGGCACCGCGUGUGGCAAUCGCAUACCUUUGGUCCUUCUGUCGGGGAGCGUAUAUCCUUCACAGAGCUGUAUCUGCAAGCCGGGCCGGUUCCCAAGAGCCUGCCAUUGCCGGGAACACCCUCCAAGUUGCUAUACUCCCAAACGCUGCAGUGUUUGGUUGUCGCUGUACAGAUCGGACAACAGCCGACCAUCCUAUUUAUGGACCCCGAAACAGGAGAGGAUCUCUCUCUUCCUCAAGACAAACACGGUAACGUAACGACAUUCAUCAGUGGUAUGGGAAGUCUCAACGACAGGAUACAUGCAGUCUAUGACUGGUUGUUCGUAAGGGAUGGGAUGACUUUCCAUUAUCUCAUCAUCACAACAGCAGGUGGGCGCCUCCUGCUUGUGACCCCAAAGAAGGAAGAAAGCCGAGAUCCCGAGGGCAACAGGAGAACGAGGAUACGAUUCUUCACCAAAUACAGGUUGAAGGAGCUUGCGCCCAUAUACUCGAUUGUUGGAGACGGUGACAGCAUCAUUUACUGCGCCGGCAAUGUGCUCCACUGGGACGUUCUUGAUCCCGUCGAGAAGAAGCUCGUUCGGAAAAAGAGUUAUGAGCUGAACUCCCCUGCCACCUCACUGCGGAUAGUCAACGGCAAAAUAUCGGCACUGACUCUGAGCGAUUCCGUAGUGGUCAUUGACCACAAGUCAGAACACGGACAUGGCGAUAUGACACAGAUCCACGCGGACCAGGUAACGCGGAAAUCGAGCCAUUUCUUCGAUGUUGGGGAUAGUACAGACGAACAGCCGGCCUGGCCAGUGACUUUGCUCACUGGCAUGGACCGAUACUUCACGGCAGUGUGGACUCCUUGGAAAGAGCCUCAAAGAGAGUUGGAACUUGUCGCUGAGGGACCGCUACCGGCCAGUGUUAGGAAACUCCAACGGGGCCAUGUGCGGCCGGAGUGGGUUGCAACGGGACAUGCGCCCCGGUACGGCAGCGUACCAAGCACGGUUGACGGGGCUGAGGUGCUUGGUGUCUGCCUUGAUGGAUCGCUUUUGCACUUCAGCCUUCUCAACAUUCAAGCAUGGCGAUUCCUUCGUCUUGUUGAGAACCUGGCCUUGAGAAGUCGAUUGCUGUUUCCGUACAAUUACGAAGUCUCAGUUCUAGAAGAUGAGGAGUACGAUGCGGAGGCAAAGGAGACGCCUAAAUCAAUGAAGCACAUCGAUGGAGACCUGCUUCAGCGGUGCGUCGAUUAUCGGGCGCUGGAGAAGAUUAUAUCGGAGGACAGCGACAUCGACCUAUUGCGGGAGUAUCUGGACGACCUGGAUGACGGAAAAUGGACGGCAUCGUUCCAGGACGCCAACGACUUUUCAAGGUACUUUGAGCUGGCCUACGACAUCUUGGACUAUUACCUAGCUCCUGUUAUCUGA